AUGCGUCGUGAUGAAUUGCAAAAACAAGUGGCUGAAGGCAGUCUUAGUGUAUCUGGCAGUAAUGAUGUGUUGACCUUGGCUUUGGGUCCCGAGCAUCCAGGGAGAGUAAGAGGGGUAGGUGCUGGGAUUUCCCCUAGGCAAUACUUCAAUUUACCUAGACAACAGAGGGUAAAGUUUGCCGAUCAAUUGAAGGAAAGUGUAAGAAUUGUCCUUCAAGAAGAGACUAAGAAGAUGGAAGCUAGAUCAAGGGAAGAGACUUUAAGGAUGGAGGCUAGAACCAAGCAAUUGGUAGAGGCUGAGAGGGAACAUUUACUAAGUCAGCUUUCCCAACUCAUCCCCAAUUUUGAUCCAAGCAUGCUUAAACCGAAAACUAGCCCUGUCAAAACCAAGGGUAAUGAAGUAGUUGAUUAUUCAAAUGUGGAGGUGCCAUCUUCCUUACAAUCCCUUUGUCGUUAUUUGGAAACGACACUAAAGCCUCAGGAGAAGAUCAUGACCUUCAACAUUGAGAAGGAGGUGUUUGGUGCAGAUCGCAGUACCUUCGUCUUGCAUGAAGAUAUUACACAGUUUGCAGGCAUGGAAGAAAUUGGGGCUACUGUGGUUGCAGUAUAUAUGAGGUGCUUAUAUGAUCGUUUGAGAGAAGCAAAUAUGUGCAGCAUGGUUGGCUUUAUCGACCCUGCUCAAGUUAGUGCCAACACUGGGUCACUAACUGACAGAUCACGAAUUGUAGCCAGUCGUCUUCAGAUGACAGAUGAUGAACAGAUUUUCAUGAUGUCUUACAAUCCAAGCCGUAAUUGGGUCUUGCUGAUAGUGAGAGCAAAGAGGGAAAUCGUCUAUUUUCUGGAUCCGCUGCCUGGAAAUCAUGUGGUUGAUGAGGAGGGCAAAAACAUCGUGAACAGUGCUUUAAAAAUUUAUAAUUCCCACAUAGGGAGACCAGGCCGUAAAGCACCAAUUUGGAAAACUCUGCCAGGCACACCAAAGCAACCCAGCAGUGUCGAAUGCGGGUAUUAUGUGAUGCGCUUCAUGAGGGACAUCAUCAUGGAUCCUUCCUUGGAGUUUGAGAAGAAGUUUGCCAAGGGAAAAGAGCAAGCGCCAUACCCCCAAGCAGCCAUUGAUGAAGUUCGGAAUGAAUGGGCAGAUCUUGUUUGCCUUCAUAUGGAGUAG
This is a messenger RNA of Prunus armeniaca (apricot), 1161 nucleotides long. The record is from the annotation of a GenBank genome assembly. NCBI's taxonomy places the organism in Eukaryota, Viridiplantae, Streptophyta, Magnoliopsida, Rosales, Rosaceae.